AGCAUGACAUGGUUGAUGUUACUGCUCUUCGCCCGGUACGUUCGAAUCAGGUGACGCUUUUGCACGUGUUUUCGUUUAUAUUCAUUUAUUGGUUACUAAUAAUUGAUCUUUAAUAACGAUGGUUCAAAAUUCUAAAAAGCGUGUUCGUGUGAACACCAGUAAUUUAGAAAAUAGCACCGGCUCGUCUAAUAACACAUUACCACCCCAUAUUAUUAGUAGUUCACCCAACAUAAAAGACUCGAACAUAACUCUGACCCCUGUAAUACAGGUGGAAGAUGUUCUGUCUGAAAAAGUAGAGCUCUCUUACUUAACCUGCGUAAUUAAAGAGAUGCAGCUACAGAUAGAUGAAUUAAAAACGAAAUUAAGUUCACUAGAAUGUAUACCCGAAACUGUCUCACGUAUGAAAAAGGAACUGCAGGAUCCUACAAUCCUAAAGCUUUUUAAUAUGACCUCUAGAAUGACUCAUACUGACUCAGAAAGUGCGAAGGAGUUAGAAAACGCCAUCGACUUUCUAUCCAGCGAAGUUGUUAGAAGGCUGGCUUCAAAACAAAACGCAAUAGUGUAUAAUGUACCGGAUAGCGAGCCCAUAAAGUCAGUCCAGCACUCAUUGCUGAAGGCUGCUAAUCUCUUGAAUGCACCUUGUCAGUGCAUUCGCCUAAGCAAAAAAGACCUAAAGCAUCCUUGUCCUAUACUCUUUAGGUUCGACAGCUACAUAACAGCUGAACGAUUUAAGAUGGCCGAAGAUCUUCUGGCUACUGCCACUAAAUUCAAGACUAUUAAAGUAGUCUCGGAUAAAACACCAAACCAAAGGCAAGCAACCAAGAACUCCUUCGAUACAAAGUUGACAACACUGAGAAAUACAUCUGGUAUCAGUGCUAAAGUGUCGACGGACACUGAAGCACAGCAAGUCACGUGUAUAGUGUUAGGAGAGAAAACGGCAAGUAAGAGCGACCCAAAACUCAGUAAGAGCAGUGCCACUGGGUGCAAUCUUAGAGUGCACGAGAGCACAUCUCGAAAACCUGCUGACCUACAUAAGGUUGACAUAGACGCACAAACUAUGGCUGACCAGAAACUACUGGCAGACCACUCUCAAUCUGGAUCCAAGCCAGAGAGUCCCUCAGUAGAAACCGCAAAAAGGACCACAAAACCCAGAGUCCCACCCCAGACUUCGACAUACCUCCCUCGUAAUAAGUCUAAUAAGCAGCGUGUCAGUCUAAAAAAUGACAAAGCAUGGGUAACGAAGCACAUUCCCAAAGACGUCACGCAGCAUGUGAGAAGGAAUACCCCUUCCCGAACUAGAAGUAACAUGCCUAACAACGCACAUAACUUGGGAAUGCAACGUAGAAUGGAUCCUCAGGAUAUAUGGAGCACUAAACGGGACUCAUAUAGGCACCAUAUUAACGAAAAUCCUCGUCCAAACUCUCGCACUAUCUAUAUUAAACCUCAUCAACUUAAUGAGAACAGGUCGGCACUUGAUCCCCUCAAUAACUUCACUCACAAACGUGACGUGAGCCAAUAUGCAUAUGGCUAUGAAAGCCCCAUGAGGUACAACUACCAGGGUAAUCUUAACUCAGGGUACCUAGGUCCAGCAAACUACAACCCAAAUUGCAGGGCAGACCAUAUAUCACCAGUAGAUCAACGCAGAUGCCGACCCAUGGAUGCUAAUAGUCAAAAUAUGCAACAGGAUUAUUUUCGGCUGCAGCAAACAAUAGCCCCACUCGCUGCACAGUUCAUCCAGGAAAUAGUACACACACUGACUCUGUCUCACCUCAGAGCCCCUCCAAACAUAACGUAGGGAUAGUGACAAGUAACCAUGUUAACCUCUCCUCCAAUAACUCUGGUUUACUAACAAUUAUGCUCCUGAAUGCUAGAUCUCUCCUUAAUAAAAUAACAACGCUUCGCUGCCUGGCAUACAUAGAACGGCCAACACUAAUAAUGGUGACUGAAACCUGGCUUACUACUGAUAUACCUGACACAAAGCUGGUAAUAGACAACUACGACAUCUAUAGGAACGAUAGAGUUGACAAAAGAGGAGGUGGUUGCUUAAUAUAUGCCUAUAAAUCCACUAACUCCAAUACUUUCAAUAACCCAAAUACUGACAAACUCCCAGAAUCUAAGUGGAUAAGCAUCCACACAAACGAAAGUAAAAUUCUCGUGGGAUGUAUAUACAGACCCCCCAAUAGCCCUGAAAUGACUGAUAUAACUAUUGCAGAAAUACUAGAGCAUGUAGCUACGCUGGACUUCGACUUCAAAGUAGUAUGUGGAGAUUUCAACUUACCUGGAGUAAACUGGGAUACCUGUACAGGACCAAGAACCCAUGAAGAGCUACUACAAGCUAUAGACAUAGGAGGAUGGAAGCAGUGCGUGCGCCUCCCUACAAGGAACCAAAAUACUCUUGACUUAAUCCUCUGUCAUAACAUAGAGCCCAUCUCGAUAGAGGUGGGAAAUAAACUCGAUAACAGUGAUCACAACAUAUUGUACUGCACGCUCCCCCUCCGACUAACAACUAAAUACACACCUAAAAAUUCCCCGGUGCGCUAUCAAUAUAGGGAUUAUAAGAAUGCAGAUUGGGAAUUCCUACCAGAUCUGUUGAGAAGUUCUGACUGGGAAGAAUACUUCAUCAACAAUAACUUAGAAGCAUCACUUGAGAUUUUCUACAAAACAGUUGGCUCAGCAAGAGACACAAUCGCGCCCCUAAAAUCUGCCCUAAAGACACCAACUCCAUUUAUUGACCGGAAAACGCGACUAAAACUAAAGAAAUUGAAAAGGAAAUACCAUGUAUUUAAGGAAUUUAAUGCGUUAAACCAAAUACAUGAAACUCUUAAACUGCUUGAAGAGAAACACAAAAUGAAGUCACAACAUGAGGAAAAUAAAGCGCUAAUGGGUAACACCAAAACUCAGGAACUUUGUAGGAUAUUGCAAAAACGUCUAAAAAGCUGUAAAGACAAUAAUGUAAGCAUCUUGGAACAUAGGGGUGUAAUAUACAACGAUCCCCAGGUAAUAAGUGAACUCCUCAGUGAGUGGUUUUGCAAUGACACCAGAGUGCACUCGACCCCAAAUUUCCAAAUGACCUGCAAAAGUAACCACAAAUUAGGAGAAAUAGAUUUUAAUAUGCAAAAUAUAGACUCAGCGAUUAAGACAUUGAAGUCAAAUGGCAGUACUGGAACAGACGACAUACCAUCUGUCAUAUACAAAAAUGGUAGCACGGAAAUGGUAGUCUUGUUACUUAGAAUAUUUACUCUGUCACUGGAAACUGGAACUUAUCCUGAAGUGUGGAAAACCACAUACAUACUACCUAAGCACAAAGCAGGGGCCAAAACCAGUGCAUGCAACUAUAGACCUAUUAAUAUAACACCGGUAAUAUCACGAAUAAUGGAGAAAGUGGUUAAAGACCAAGUGUCAGACAACUUACUAGAACAUGAACUUAUCAACCCAUCACAACACGGAUUCCUCAAAAAGAGAUCAUGUGCGACCUGUCACAUAGACUUUUUCAAUGAAGUUACACGAAGCAGGGACAACAGAGAACUAGUAAUUGUGCUAUACUUCGAUAUAACAAAAGCCUUCGAUAGAGUCCCCCAUAAUCUGCUAGUCAGCAGGUUAUGCUCACUAGGGAUAUGUGACCCUCUCCUGAGCUGGAUAAAAUCAUUUCUGCGUGACAGGAAUCAGAUAACAAAAGUUGGCUCGAUAAUCUCAAGGCCAAAACCUGUAAGUAGUGGUGUAAUCCAGGGAAGUGUAUUAGGCCCACUCCUAUUCAUAAUAUAUAUAAACAGUAUCUGUGAAUGCUUUAGUGUUGGUAAACCAAUACUAUAUGCAGAUGACUUAAAAGUGACCUAUAAAUGCAAGAACACAGAUCUCGGAAUAACAUUAAACGCCAUACAGCAAGAAUUAGAAAAAAUGGACAGAUGGUGUGACACCUGGCAACUCCAGUUUAAUGUCGACAAAUGUGGCUGGCUCUGCAUAGGUUGCAACAAUUUAGAACUUGACCUGACAAUUCAAGGCCAUGCACUUUUACGACUGGAAUCUGUAUUGGACCUAGGACUGAAAUACUCACAUGACUUAUCAUUUUCUGAACAUAUCUCCAAACAAGUGUCAAAGUCACGCAGACUUAUCGGCUUUCUACUCAGGAACUUUUACAGAAAUGAGUCCAGAAUUCUGUUGUACAAGGUUUGUGUGCGUCCUUUAUUUGAUUACUGUUCAUUCAUGUAUAGUAGUAUACGCAUAGAGGACAAAUUGAAAGUCGAGGGAGUGCAGAGGUACUUCACGUCAAAAUUACUCGGAACCGAAAAUGGUGCGAACUACUCCACUAGAUGUGACAUCCUAGGAUUAGAAACACUAUGGCUAAGACGCCUGAGACUAAACUUAACACUUUACUAUAAGCUUCUAAACCACUUAGUUUUUACCUCUACUAAUGGCAUUCGACUUUCAGAUGACAGUGUCUACAAACUAAGACACACUAAGGGUACAGUAGCUAUUGAACAAUGUAAAACAGCUACCAGGCAAAAGUUUUAUUUGAUUAGGUAUGCACAGAUAUGGAAUAAACUACCAAUGGAAAUGCGUCAAGCAGGUACAUUGGCUUCCUUCAAAAAAGUGCUUAACGACAAACUACACGAGUUUGCAAACGACAGUAGUCUUAGUUCCUAUCUGAGAGCCUCCGAAAUUAUAGGUCCAUUUAAUGUAUAAGUUCAAAUACUACACCUGCUGUUUUUGCCUAUAUUUAUAAUUUUAGAUAAAACAUUAACGAUUAAGAUACUUACCCUCAAACAGACAAGAAGUUUCGUUUGUAAAACUUCUACCCAACACAAUAAGUGGAAUAAAAUGGACAUAAACUGACAACAUGAAAAAGGUUAUAACUCACCACAACAUCACAUGGACAGAUGUACGCUCGUCGGACAUCAUAUAUGCAUCACCAACUACAACCCAACAUUCCUGAGAUAAUGUGAUGAACUUAUAUCCAUAAUGUUGCUGAGCAGUCAAUAUCCACAACUCCUGUCGGAACAACUAAAAUUCAAAAACCUUCCUCACGAGAAGUAAAUAUCCACAAGCAGUAAAAAUCCAUUAAUUAAUGCGUCUAAAGCUUAUGUAUUUUACUCCCAACAAUGACAUUGCACAUCAAAUGAGAUAAACAUAUCACUGAUUUCAAAAUAACACAACAAUGAACUAUAAUUCAAGGAUUCUGCACACCACAAAGUAAUGCAUGAAAAUUGACUUCAAGCUUUAUUUUUUUCCCAGGCACUUAUAACCCAUCCACCAAAGACCUGGUUUUUUUGUUAAUGCGAAGACAAUACUUCUGUAUUUCCUGAUGUGUUGCACUCACUGAAAAUCUAGCGGAUUUUUCCAACUAUGCACAGAAAUGAUUGUACAUAAGUGAAAAGGAUGUUUUAUACUAUUCGGAUUAACAUUUAUCAAGUGUACGUAUUAUCUCCAGUGUACAUGUUAAACAUAUUUUGCUAUCGACUGUAAAUUGUGACUGAAUAAUAUGAUCCUAUUUCUGUAACAAUUUGAUGAUGCCUGUAAACUGGCGUCCCUCAUGUACUGUACCAUGAGAAUCAAUCCAUCUAUUUACUUAUUUCAAUGAAAUAAACAUUUCUCUGAUUUCAAAAUAACACAUCAAUGAACUAUAAAUCAAGGAUUCUGUACACAAGAAAAUUAUGUAUGAAAACUGACUUCAAGCUUUAUUUUUUUCCCAGGCACUUAUAACCCAUCCACCAAAGACCUGGUUUUUUUGUUAAUGCGAAGACAAUACUUCUGUAUUUCCUGAUGUGUUGCACUCACUGAAAAUCUAGCGGAUUUUUCCAACUAUGCACAGAAAUGAUUGUACAUAAGUGAAAAGGAUGUUUUAUACUAUUCGGAUUAACAUUUAUCAAGUGUACGUAUAAUCUCCAGUGUACAUGUUAAACAUAUUUUGCUAUCGACUGUAAAUUGUGACUGAAUAAUAUGAUCCUAUUUCUGUAACAAUUUGAUGAUGCCUGUAAACUGGCGUCCCUCAUGUACUGUAUCAUGAGAAUAAAUUUAUUUAUU
This is a messenger RNA of Trichobilharzia regenti, 6018 nucleotides long. The record is from the annotation of a GenBank genome assembly. NCBI's taxonomy places the organism in Eukaryota, Metazoa, Platyhelminthes, Trematoda, Strigeidida, Schistosomatidae.